Molecule: messenger RNA, 593 nt
Organism: Orbicella faveolata
Lineage: Eukaryota; Metazoa; Cnidaria; Anthozoa; Scleractinia; Merulinidae
Biological process (GO): cellular response to oxidative stress
Cellular component (GO): cytoplasm
Molecular function (GO): glutathione disulfide oxidoreductase activity
Source: RefSeq, a predicted model, not a curated record
UACUUUUGCUGGGUAGAAUUUAAAAUGGCGGCUUAGUGUUGAGGAUGUGAAGUAUGUCGGCGGUCCGGACAGCCCGGGCAUUCAUAGAAAAGGCGAUUAAAGACCACAACGUUGUAGUUUUUUCAAAAACAGCCUGUCCUUUUUCAAUUCUGGCGAAGAGGAUUUUAUCGGAAGUCGGCGUUCAAGAGAUGCAAGUUUACGAAAUUGAACGAAGGGAGGAUGGUCAAGAAAUCCAGGAAGCUUUACAAAACAUCACAGGAAGAGGCACGGUGCCAAACGUGUUUAUUAAAGGAACCAGUAUUGGUGGAGGAUCAGAGACAGCUGAACUGUAUCAGUCGGGAAGACUUAAAGUAAUGCUAGAGGAACAAGGAAUUAUAAAGUGAAGAUUUCCAUCCAUGUGACAUGAUUCCUUUAUGAUACAUGAAAUAACAGGGUGAUGUGGGGCUGAGCAGAAUAUGUUGUAAGUUAUGGAAUUUGAAAUGAUAUUUAGACAGUGGAGAAAUGACAUUGUGUUAUCUCAUAGAACCUAUGUGUUAAUUCCAUAUAAUUUUUAGUGCUGAUGUGAAUAAACUUCUCUAUUUUGAACCUUUAGA